Molecule: messenger RNA, 818 nt
Organism: Choloepus didactylus (southern two-toed sloth)
Lineage: Eukaryota; Metazoa; Chordata; Mammalia; Pilosa; Megalonychidae
Product: neuroblastoma breakpoint family member 6-like protein
Exons: 6
Coding region: 1-714 (237 amino acids)
Source: RefSeq, a predicted model, not a curated record
AUGGCAGUAUCUCUCAACAGUUUCUCCUGUCUGAGAGCAGAAAUGAGCAUCCUAGAAACCAACCAGUACUUGCGCUCCCAGCUGGCAAAAAGCAAUCAGCAACUCCAAGACCUCACAGAGAAGUUCCUUAUAUCCAAAGCUACUGUCUACUCCUUGGCCAUCCAUUUGCAGAAAUAUAAAUGUGAAGAGUACAAAGACCUCAUUGAAUCUGUGCUUGGGGAGAAGCCAUGGUUUGAGGAGGUUGAGCAGGCAGAAAAUCCAAGACUAGCUGCAAGGCUUGGAAAAUACGAUUUUCUAAUUCAGGCUCAGGCCCGAGAACUGAUCCACUUACGACAAAAGAUACAAGAAGGAAGAGGUAUCUGUGACCUUUUCACCCAGCAUGCAAAGAAAACUGUCAAGUCCUUUGAAGUUCUCCUCAGAAGCACUGGCAUUGCCUACCACCAAGGACAGAGAUUCUGUGAGCAACUGGCCCAAGGAAGCCAGCUUGUAGAAAGCCUCACCAGCAAGCUCACCACAGAAAAUCAUAAUGAUAAGAGGGAUGAAGAUGGACAAGAACCACUGGCCUCGAGGCUUAUUAGGGAGCACCAGGAGGAGGAAGUGAACGAAGUCCUGGAAGAAUCACUAGAUGAACGAUAUUUGACUCAUUCCAGUUGCCAUGACCUAUUUGACUCCCAACAGCCUCCAAGUAGCACCUCCUUCUUUUUUGAUGAGUAGGAAACCAGCUGUGCUCUAGAUGUAGCUGGUAAAAUAAAUGCUGGAACUAUGAAAAGAUCUUGUUUAAUUUCAAAAAAUAUUACUCACAAGCAGCAAAUUCCCUG